GCUUCGCAGACUUCAUAGGCAAAGCUUGUGAGAGCCUUCCCCAGGGGGCGGGGCUCCAAGCACCUGGGCUCGACCUGGGCCCCGAAGUCCCCCCCCCUGAGUCCUAGCCCCGUCUGGCUCCGGACGUGCCAUGGGACAACUGAUGGCCAAGCUGAUGAGCAUCUUCGGGGAACGGGAGCACAAGGUUAUCAUCGUGGGACUGGACAAUGCAGGGAAGACCACCAUUCUCUACCAGCUUCUGACAAAUGAGGUGAUCCAUACAUGUCCCACCAUCGGUAGUAACGUGGAGGAGAUUGUUCUGCAAAAGACCCACUUCGUCAUGUGGGACAUAGGAGGACAGGAGGCUCUGCGCUCCACCUGGAACACAUAUUACUCCAACACUGAGUUCAUCAUCCUUGUGAUUGACAGCACAGACCGGGAUCGGCUGCUGACUACUCGAGAGGAGCUAUACAAGAUGCUGGCCCAUGAGGCUCUACGAGAUGCUUCCAUCCUCAUCUUUGCCAAUAAGCAGGACAUGAAGGACUCCAUGACCAUCGUGGAGAUCUCCCAGUUCCUCACCCUUAGUGCCAUCAAAGACCACCCGUGGCACAUACAGGGCUGCUGUGCCCUCACCGGGGAAGGGCUGCCUGCCGGGCUGCAGUGGAUGCAGUCUCGGGCCACUGCCAAUUGAUGUCCCAGCCUGAGGCCAACCAGAAAUUUGGAGGGUUUUGCAUGGACUAUGUGGGUAGAAAACCCAAGUGACUAUUUAUUAUUUUUCUAUAACACUCUAGUGACCAGGGGCAUCUGUGGAUGGUGAGAUUGCCACUGCCCACCCAACCCCCCCACUGAGGAGCUAGACAGAGCACCCUGAGCUGCUGCAGGCAGGACAGCAGAAAAAGCUGCCCUUCACUCCAUGGAAGCAGGCAUCCUUCUUAGAGACACCAGGGAAGCUGCUGGAUGUGUUGGGGGAUUAGGAAGUGGAGCCCUCUCCCUCAGCCCUCAACCUCUCUGUAGGAAAAAUGGAGGGCAGAGUAAGAGACCCCUGGAAUUGUUCUUUAUUUCCUAGACCUCUACCCCAUGCCCUUAACCCCCACUCCAGCUUUCCGGCCCCUUAGCCAUCUUUGUCCCAUACACUUCCGUCAAAGGAGAUUCCAGAAAGGUGAAGGGGCUGGCUCAGAGGAAGGAGGGCAGAGCCAAAACCUGAGAGGGGAGAGGGUGGAGGACAGGACCUUCCAGCCAGAGACAGUUCCUCAUAUUGCAGGGGGUUCCACUGCUCCCUCACCUACGCAUUCCCUCUGAGAUGCUGGGUCUGACCACAGCUUUUGAGCUUUAAGCUACCCCUUCACUCCCAGUGUCCUCCCAGUGUGAAUCCCACUCCUCCCAAUAUCCCAAAUUCCUACAGCAUUUGUUUAUCUUGUCUUUUGGUAGUGAUUUUUUCCCCCCACACCAUAGUAGGAAUUUUAUGAAGGUGUAAUAAAUGCCAUUGAAAACUGCUCA
Messenger RNA from Dama dama (fallow deer), 1476 nucleotides. RefSeq names its product ADP ribosylation factor like GTPase 5C (gene ARL5C). Gene Ontology annotation, cellular component: cytoplasm; trans-Golgi network. The record is from RefSeq and is a predicted model, not a curated record. Gene Ontology annotation, biological process: intracellular protein transport; vesicle-mediated transport; protein localization to Golgi membrane. The transcript is spliced from 6 exons. Gene Ontology annotation, molecular function: GTPase activity; GTP binding. NCBI's taxonomy places the organism in Eukaryota, Metazoa, Chordata, Mammalia, Artiodactyla, Cervidae. The coding region runs from base 131 to 670 and encodes 179 amino acids.